CGCGCGCGUGACCUCGCAGAUGACGAGAUUUUUGUUUUAACAGAAUACGAAGACCACGCCACUACGUGUUACCAAUGUGUUGAUACUGGAAAGGGAGGUCUUCUUUUGUGUGAACGUGGCUUCCAAUAUGCUAGCGACGUCGCCAAUUAUAUUUUUAAAAAAGACCGCAAGGCUUACUCUGUCGUCGACAAGGAGCACAACAAAAAUAUCCUAGUUCACAUUCCGCGAGGCCUUAAAGCUUCUCGGCGUCUUCUCCUCGCUAUUGAAUACGCACGCUUGCGCCCUAAGCAACCAGACAUUGAUUACUGUUCAGCGCACCCUGUUGUUCCUUCAUGUUUGACUAAAACUAUCACUUCAACCAUCAAACGUGCGCCUCGCGCUCGUCACCGCAUCAUUGUCUACCGACGCACGUCCUCAAGUCGUGAUUCUGUAUACGAUUCCGAU
Talaromyces proteolyticus is the source of this 444-nucleotide messenger RNA. RefSeq lists its product as uncharacterized. NCBI's taxonomy places the organism in Eukaryota, Fungi, Ascomycota, Eurotiomycetes, Eurotiales, Trichocomaceae. The transcript has a single exon. The record is from RefSeq and is a predicted model, not a curated record. The annotation marks the transcript as partial.